Molecule: messenger RNA, 2088 nt
Organism: Leptomonas pyrrhocoris
Lineage: Eukaryota; Euglenozoa; Kinetoplastea; Trypanosomatida; Trypanosomatidae
Product: putative mitochondrial actin-like protein
Exons: 1
Coding region: 391-2088 (565 amino acids)
Cellular component (GO): Swr1 complex
Molecular function (GO): nucleosome binding
Source: RefSeq, a predicted model, not a curated record
AGGGGACACUCCUACGUCGUCGCACGUGCACAGCAGAAGCUGGAGCAUGCAACGCGGUUCGAGCGACGCUACGUACGCCCCUAUCUAAUGACGACGACGUGAGCACAUCCACACACACAUACACACGCAUACAUUAUCUGAGCGCUGCUAAACGACAUAAAACAGGCGCAAAAGCACUAAAGGGAAACAACAUCAUAGAGUGUGGUGCGCAUCUCCAUGCCGCGCUCCACGCUCUUCCUUGACAAUGGCGGUUACACCAUCAAAGCUCUUUACCUCCCUGCCUCUUCUUCCCAAACCGCUGCCGCCCGCCCUUCCUCUAGCGGUGGAACGAGCUCCUCGUCUUAUUCCUCUGCCCAUAGUGCGCCGACACCAACGCCAAGAGUCUUUGUCAUGCCCAACUGUGUCGGUGCCGCACCGCACGCCGGCACCGGCAUCGUCGGCGACCAACUCUCUCGCCUACCGCACUACCACGGGCUGAUGGUGCGUCGCCCGGUCGAUCGCGGCUUUAUCGUCGACGGUGCCCUGCAGACGCGCAUGUGGGAGCACGUCCUGCAGCACUUCGCAAUCGAGCAGGAGGAUGAAGUUGACGUGUGGCUGACGGUGCCUUUUGCGGCCCCGAAGGCGGUUGCGCAGCUACUCUGGCUGCUCUGCACUCGCAGCUUCCGCUUUGGGUCUGUGACGGUCGUCAGCAGCAGCUUUUUGGCACUGGUAGGCUACAGCUUUCCCAACAUGGGCUCCGCAGUGCACAUCAAGAUGAACACCGCUGCAGGAGACGCCGUCGCGGGAGAGAGAACGUCGUUCCCGGAAGAUGCGCAGCGCAGCCGCAAACGCGCGCGCACAACGGGGCACGCAGCUGCCAAUGCCUAUGGUGCUGGAGAUGGCAACGGAAUGGAAAAAGGAGGUACGGCGAUAGUGGUGGAUGUCGGCUUCUCGGGCACCACCAUCGUCCCCUACAUCGACUUCCUCCCCGUUGCCAGCUCUAUAAUUCGACUUGACGUUGGUGGCAAGCUGCUCACCAACCGGCUCAAAGAGCUCCUCAGCUUCCGGCAGGUGAAUGUGAUGGAGGACACCUGGCUGAUCAACCACGUGCGGGAGCGGUGCUGCGUGACGGCGAUGCAGCCGUGGCGGAGCCUGCGGCUCUGCGCGGCCAUGUGGGAGGGGACGUCGCGUGAGGAGCUGGAGGCGCAACUGACGCGGGCGAGCCACACGGUGCGGGACUCCCGUGAUGGGAGUUCUCUGCUGCAGACGAUGGCGCGGAGUCGAGGGGCGGUCCGUGGUGAUGAGAGCGGCGGGCGCGGCGGGCGCGGCGUCACGGACAGGGAGGCCGCGGAUACGCCGGUACGCUUUUACCUACCGACCAUCCCCGCGCUUCUCCCGCUGGGCGUGGUGGAGGCAGAGCUGCCCGCGCGUCUGCCCAAAAGCAGCGCCGUCGAUUCCACCGCCCUGCAGCACCUACUGCUCUGUCAGGAGCGCUUCUUAAUUCCCGAGCUCCUCUUCACACCGGGCGAUGUCGGGCUGGAUCAGCAAGGUCUUCCGCAGGCCAUUACGGAAGGUGUGUUUCAGCGAGGUCUGCUGCAGCACGUCGUGACGCUGCUGCGGCCGCAGCUGCUGAAGCGGGUCUGCGUGUACGGCGGACUCGCGGACACCCCGCUACUCCUUGCGCGACUUCACGACGAGGUGCAAGCGGUAGCACCCCUGGCAGCAGGACGUGCAGGCAGACAAAACAACGGCAGCAGCAGCGAAGAAGAAGACGUAGCGAAGGAAGGAGACGAUGUGGACGGCCAACACAAAGGUGGCGUGGAGGCACCUCCGCCUUUGUCAGCGCUGUUGGAGGACGCGAUUGCUGCUGCUGCUGCCGACUCGAACGGCGCAUCGUCGGUGCCAUCGUUUUCGGCGAUGACGCUUCAGCCUUUAAUCGGAGCGUUUUGCCUCCUCAGUGCUGAUGCCGCGUCGACGUCGGCUGCGGCGCAGAGACUCGUACGGCUGCGUGCGAUGGUCCAGCAGCGGUCUCAGGUGGAGCUGCAGCGUCCGGGGGGUGGGCGGGUGACCGUCGAGACGUUCCAUGAAGCGAUGCAACGUGUUUGGUAG